CUGAGUGCAGUCAGCGAAGAUUGUUUUGGAUUCUCCCGGCGGCGACUCAACAUUUUGCCAAGAAUUCUAAAAGCAGAACGUAAUUCAAAACCAAAGGUAGUACUAAUGGCUCAAUCUUAUGGUGGUAGCGAGUAUAACAUCAACACAACUGGACUCAGUCAGUUGAAUCCUCAUGGAUUGGGAGAUCCCAACGACAGAAGCCUUCGAAAAGUUGAAGUCGAAGUACUCAUCCCAAAAAUUAUGCGAGAACGAUCAAAAGUGGAAAAAUGCAUAGAGGAAGUUUCUAAAUUUGAAGCCUGCUGCAAAGAUUCGGGCAUCCUAAUGACUGUGAAAUGUCAAAAGCAGAAUGAAGCUCUUAAAGCCUGCAGCCUCAAAUGGUACAAUGACGAACAAUUCAAGUCAGAGUGCAAAGAGAUUUAUCUUAAAGAACGGAGCGAAUAUAGACGGACUGGAAUCCCAAAGAAAUAUCGGAAUUUAGAGCAAGCUAAUCAGUAGAUAUUUUGUGUUGUGUUAUAGAAUUUAUUAACAGUGAAACAGACCAGUUCUUUAACUA
Molecule: messenger RNA, 553 nt
Organism: Malaya genurostris
Lineage: Eukaryota; Metazoa; Arthropoda; Insecta; Diptera; Culicidae
Product: COX assembly mitochondrial protein homolog
Exons: 2
Coding region: 106-495 (129 amino acids)
Cellular component (GO): mitochondrion
Source: RefSeq, a predicted model, not a curated record